AUUUAAAUUAAGCCACUCCAAUCGAAACAGGCACGAAAUUGAAACAAUGGCAGAACAGCUUCAAGUGUUCGGUUUCUGGGAAAGUGCCUUCAGUCGCAGAGUGGAGCUAGCUCUCAAACUCAAAGGCAUCGAAUACCAAUACUUCGAGGAAGAUUUGCCCCACAACAAGAGCCAUUUGCUUCUCCAAUACAACCCAAUUCACAAAAAGGUCCCUGUUCUUGUCCACAAUGGAAACCCCAUUUCAGAGUCUCUUGUAAUCCUCGAGUACAUCGAUGAAAAUUGGAAAACAAACCCAUUAUUGCCUCAACAUCCCCAUGACAGAGCUGUUGCUAGAUUCUGGGCUAAGUUCAUCGAUGACAAGGUUGUGGUGGCGGUAGUGAAGGCUGCUGGAAGCGAAGGAGAAGAGAGAGAGAAGGCUGUGGAGGAGGCAGGGGAGGCAUUGGGAGCGCUUGAGAAAGAGCUUGGAAGCAGGACGUUGUUUGGAGGGGAGAGGGUUGGGUUUGUGGAUGUUGUUGGGAGUGUGAUAGUGGGAUGGGUUCCUGCCAUUGAAGAAUGCUUUGGGUUUGAGGUGCUGAGAAGUGAUAAGUUCCCCAAUUUGAUGAAAUGGAGUGAAGAGGUUGCUAAGCAUGGCGUGGUGAAGGAGAUUCUGCCUCCUAAACAUGAGAUUGUUGCAUUUAUGGAAGCUAAUUGGAAAUUUUGAAACUAAAUGUUAGUCCUUCUUUAUAUCACUAAUAAAUUGGAUGAAUUGAAUGUCAGUCGUUUAC
Molecule: messenger RNA, 764 nt
Organism: Cucurbita moschata (crookneck pumpkin)
Lineage: Eukaryota; Viridiplantae; Streptophyta; Magnoliopsida; Cucurbitales; Cucurbitaceae
Product: glutathione S-transferase U8-like
Exons: 2
Coding region: 47-700 (217 amino acids)
Biological process (GO): glutathione metabolic process
Cellular component (GO): cytoplasm
Molecular function (GO): glutathione transferase activity
Source: RefSeq, a predicted model, not a curated record